UGUAACGGUACAUCCACCAUCCGCUCCCUGCAGCGUGGCAGCGGCCUGGCAGGUUCACCUCGCUCCCAUCCUCAUGACAGACCCAGCCGAGAAGUUUCCUGCAGGAGAAGCGUCCCAGAUGAGAGGACCCGGUGCCGCUGCUCCCCCCACGGCGCUCAGCGGGCUGUGGCACUGCGGGUCCGUCCGGAGGAACAGCCGCCUGCUGCCCGGCUCUGUGCCGCCUGGACUCCGGAGCAGAGUCCCGCUCAGGCUGCCGUCUCUGACGGCCAAAGCACCCCGCAGGCGGAGCAGCAUGGCCCGCCUCAGCCUGAGCGAACCGUCCCUCCUCUCCCCGGGUCAGGACCUCCAGGUGGACGGAUGUUCUGGGUCUCGUCUCUCCAGCUGUUUACAGAUGCGGCCUCCACCUCCUCCAUCCUUCAGCAAACCCCCCACCCUGCUGCCCUGUAGGAACUGCGACCAGCAGCACAACCAGCAGCUCCAGAGCUGCGGCCGACCGGCCUACAUCCACUUCUCCCGGGCCAUCCGGCCCGCUGCCCGGCCCGCUCCGGUGAGGCGGCACUCACACAACCCGGAUGUGAGCGCAGAGGUGCUGCAGGGUAACUUCCGGCGCCGCAACUCCACUUCCUGCCAGGGAGAGACUCUGUUUGUGGUGGGGAAGCCGUGUUUCCUGGGCUGCGGCCCGCGGCCCCCUGCGGCUGCCGGGCCUGCGGGUCGAGCUCAGCUCCACGUCUUUCUGCCCAGCGAGGCCAAACCGGAGGAGGCGGACAGGGAAUCCGUGGAUGAAGGUUUCAUGGAUGAGCUGGACUGCAGGAUUACAGCUCUGAAGCUGCAGAACGCCCUCACCAACAACUCCUAGAAAAAAUUUAUUUCUACCUUGAUCUGAUUAGAUCAAGGUAGAAAUUCAACCAUUUUGUGGACUUUGACCUCUGACCCUACCAGGAGUCUGACCAGAAGAGUUUCAUCAUCAGACGUCAGAGAUUAAAUGGAGGGAUUAUUUUAUUUUUUAUGGUGUAAAAACCAUUGGAUGAAUAUUUCUAACUGUUAGUGGCGCAAAAAGUGGAUAUUAGCUCGAUAUGCUACGUGGGUGCUCCACUAGAGGGGGCGCCAAACAACUGCGUAAAAAAUAUUUCUAGUCUGCAUUUUCUGCAUUUGACUGCUGUUUAUAGUGCGUUAUACAAAAGUCACGCUGCAGCACACACCAGAAAGUACAAAGUUGC
Gambusia affinis (western mosquitofish) is the source of this 1217-nucleotide messenger RNA. RefSeq lists its product as uncharacterized. The record is from RefSeq and is a predicted model, not a curated record. NCBI's taxonomy places the organism in Eukaryota, Metazoa, Chordata, Actinopteri, Cyprinodontiformes, Poeciliidae. The transcript has 2 exons. Bases 74 to 856 code for a protein of 260 amino acids.